AUGGAGGCGGUGGCGUUCGUGGCCGUGGCCGCGGUCUGCCUCGUAGCCAGGGCGCGGGGCGCCGCUCCGGGCAUUGACCUGCGCAUCUCGCAAAGCGGCUUGGAAUACGCCACCCCGGGGUUUGCGAGGGCCCCGGGCCGGACGGCCGGGGGCGGCCUUGCUGCCGGAGGGUGGUGGAGCCACACGCGCUGCGGGGGGAGGGGAUUUCACCGCAACGAGCGAAUGGAGACGGCGGGGAAGGAGACGGGGACGCGGCGUGCGCCGAGGACCACGGAGGAUGCCCGCGGGGCCGGGAGAGACCGGAGGGACGGCGCGGGCCCGCCCGGGGCGACGGGGGAGGCGACGGGGGAGGGAGGUGCGGCGAGGGAAGGGUGCGGGGAUGGUGGAUGGGACCGGAGGGGGCAUGGGGGGGGCGGAGGAGCGAAGAGGCCGAGGGGGAGCGCCGGGAGGCCGGGGACGGAGCGCCCCCGAGCAGAGCGCAGGCGACGAAGCAGGGGGGAUGCCAUCAAGCCGGGGGCCGCGGGAGGAACGGAGGAGGAGGAUGACAGCGGACGCUGGCCCGGUGGGAGCGGGGAGACCCAGCGAAGGAGCGGGGAGGUGGCGCAGUGGAGCAGGGGCGGGCCGGACACCAACGCACGCCAGGAGGCUCAACUGCGUCAGGGUGGAGUUGAAGGACGACGUGGGGGAGGAGGUGGCGAUUGA
Messenger RNA from Petromyzon marinus (sea lamprey), 702 nucleotides. The record is from RefSeq and is a predicted model, not a curated record. Lineage: Eukaryota; Metazoa; Chordata; Hyperoartia; Petromyzontiformes; Petromyzontidae.